GAACUUUUUCCACCUACCCUAUGAAGCUGACGAGUGUUUCCGCAAUAUAAAAAAGCUGGAUUUUCCACCCACCCAUUUCCUCGUAUUCUCCUCAUAAUCUCAACUGUACCCCACUUCCCUUUCUCCAUUUUCUUGCUCACGAUGAAUACCAAGGAAUAUAUUAUGGAUGUGUUUCAACACCUUUGGUUCCCUGUCCAGUUCAUGUUUGCUUCUGCUACAUUUCUACCCGGCACCAUAAUUUCUCUUCUCGCCUCUUCAAACAUUGCUACUCUAAGUUCUGUUGACAGGUUCAAAGAUGCAUGGUUUGCCCGAUUUUGGGGUGUGUAUGGGCCUCGCGUUAGGGAGACUGCAAGUACAAACGCAGAGCCUAUGAUUAAAGCUGCUAGAGGUAUUGUUUUGGAUAUUGGUCCUGGUAGUGGCGAGUGGUUACAUGUUUUUGACAAAUCAAAGGUUACAAAGAUCUAUGGUGUAGAACCAAACCGUGAUCAUUAUGAAGCUUUGAGAAGGAGAAUUAAGGAGGCAGGUCUCACUGAUAUAUAUGAGAUUGCUGAAUGUGGAGUUGAGGGGUUGACAGAAUGGGGAAUUCAAGAUGAUAGCGUGGAUUCUGUCGUUACUAUUCUGUGUUUAUGCAGUGUUGGGCAACCUGAGGAAAUGAUUAAAGAUUUGUAUAAGAAAUUGAGAAAGGGGGGUAUCUGGGCAGUUUACGAGCAUGUGAUUAAGGACCAGGGACACUGGGCUGCCAAGUAUCAGUCUUUGGUUAAUAUCGCUUGGCCCCAUUUCCUGGGUGGUUGUUCUCUUAAGAGAGAUACGGAGAAGUCUUUGAGGGAAGUUGGAAAAUGGAGUAAGGUUGAUUUGAAGCACCCUGCUACAGAGGCUCCUUAUGCUAUCGUUCCACAUAUCAUGGGAACACUGGAGAAGUGAUUUCCAUGCUUUAAAGUAUACUCAACGAGGUAGCUCUUGUGAGAAUUGGAAUCUAUGGCCGUCCCUCUCAAUGAGUGAGAAGAGAGACGCAUGUUUUCUUAUAAGGGAGAUUGUCAGGAUUAAGAAGGAUACCGAAUCGUUGCGUAGUUUAUCAGGAGAGGCCGCAAACCCCGUGUUUAGGAAAGAAGAGUUGACCGUCUAUUGUCAUUUUGACGGAUGCAUAAGCUCAUUUGAGAGCUCCUUUUCAUUGUUCUACAACACUUUUUUAAACGCAGUAGAACAGUUGACACUUCAUGAGGAUAUUGAGAAUGGCCACAGCAAUCGCAAACAUUAGUACCACAGAUAGCUUAUUCUUCGGCUAUUUAUUUAGUUUCUGGCUCUAAAUAGAAAAUAAAGAAUCACGAAGUUCUUGGUUGGACUCUGCAGAAAUUCUGAGCAUUCUCGUUUGCA
Molecule: messenger RNA, 1371 nt
Organism: Botrytis cinerea B05.10
Lineage: Eukaryota; Fungi; Ascomycota; Leotiomycetes; Helotiales; Sclerotiniaceae
Exons: 3
Coding region: 142-921 (259 amino acids)
Source: RefSeq, a predicted model, not a curated record